AUGAGUCAACAACCAAGACGACGUUUUCCUGAAAACUACAUGGUUAUUUGGGUUGAUGGAAAUAUGGAUAUGACCAAUAAAGAUUACCAAAAUACAAUGGACCAACUGCGUGGCGUCGUGAACCAAGUCAGUCUGUGUACAACAGCUGAAGAAUGUAUUCAACAGCUGAAUGAAAAUCCUGAAGAGAUAUCAUUUGUUAUCUCCUCAGGUGCACUUGGACAACAUCUUGUACCAAGCAUCCACGGCAUGACAAAAUUGAAUGCUAUAUUCAUAUUUUGUCGUAAGAAAGAACAGCAUCAAGUAUGGGCCCAAAAUUGGACAAAAAUCAAAGGUGUUCACACAACAAUCAAACAUAUUUGUGAGAAAUUGGCCAUAGCAACCAAACAAUGCAAUCAAGAUCAUAUGUCGGAAGCCUUAAGCACAAAUGAUAUGGUUGGAAUACUAUUCCAAAUAACAAUCGAUCCUAAGAUGUCAUCGACUCCAUUCGCCUCCAUUCGUGAAGAAAGUUAUUUCAAAAAAGAAGAUGAAAUUCUCUUCACCAUGCACACGGUGUUUCGCAUUGGUGAAGUGCGAAAAAUUGACAACAAUCGUCCACUUUACCAAGUUGAUCUUAAACUUACGUCAGAUGAUGAUCCACAACUUCGACAAUUAACUGACUACAUACGGCAAGAAGUCGACGGCACCGGAUGGUAUCGAAUGGGACAAUUGUUACUCAAAAUAGGUCAAUUCGACAAGGCCGAAGAACUAUAUAUGGCACUACUAGAACAGGCAUCGAACGAUAGUGAUAGAGCAUAUAUUAGUAACAUGCUUGGAUGGGUGAACUGGAACCAAGGACAAUACAAAGAAGCAGCUUCCUUUUACAACAAGUCUCUCGAAAUUUACCGAGAAAUUCUACCAGAAGAUCAUCAGACCUUGGCUAGUACGUACAACAACAUUGCUCUAGUGCACAACAGCAUGGGUGAUUUCUCGAAAGCACUUGAAUUUUACGAAAAAUCACUUAAAAUAAAAGAAAAAGCUCUGCCUUCGAAUCAUCCUGAUUUGGCUACUUCAUACAGCAACAUCGGUCAAGUGUAUAACGACAUGGGUGACUACUCGAAAGCACUUGAAUUUUACGAAAAAGCACUUAAAAUCGACGAGAAAACUCUGCCUCCGAAUCAUCCAGAUUCGGCUACUUCAUACAGCAACAUCGGUCAAGUGUAUAAUAACAUGGGUGACUACUCGAAAGCACUGGAAUUUUACGAAAAAUCACAUGAAAUCUACGAAAAAGCUCUGCCUUCGAAUCAUCCUCAUUUGGCUAAAUCAUACGGCAACAUUGGUCAAGUGUAUAAUAACAUGGGUGACUACUCGAAAGCACUUGAAUUUUACGAAAAAUCACAUAAAAUCUACGAAAAAGCUCUGCCUUCGAAUCAUCCAGAUUUGGCUACUUCAUACAACAACAUUGGUGCAGUGUAUAAUAACAUGGGUGACUACUCGAAAGCACUUGAAUUUUACGAAAAAGAUCUAGAAAUCACAAAAAAAGCUCUGCCUUCGAAUCAUCCAGAUUUGGCUACAUCAUACGGCAACAUCGGUCAAGUGUAUAAUAACAUGGGUGACUACUCAAAAGCACUUGAAUUUUACGAAAAAUCACAUAAAAUCUACGAAAAAGCUCUGCCUUCGAAUCAUCCCUCAUUGGCUAUGUUGUUCUGGCACCUCGGCUCGAUUUAUGAGAAAAUGAAUCAAUACUCAAAAGCACUCUCGUUCCUAGAAAAAUCACUUGGCAUCUACCAUAAAUCACUUCCAUCAAACCAUCCGCAUAUUGAAUCGGUCACAAAGGCGAUUGACAAUAUAAAAAAGAAAAUGUAA
Rotaria sp. Silwood1 is the source of this 1842-nucleotide messenger RNA. NCBI's taxonomy places the organism in Eukaryota, Metazoa, Rotifera, Eurotatoria, Philodinida, Philodinidae. The record is from the annotation of a GenBank genome assembly.